ACCCCUGGGGCCGGAGAGGGGCAGAGCCUGUCCCCGGGAGUGAGCGGGGAGCCUCCUUGGGGGCCAGGGCUGCGGGGGGAACCCAGGAGUCCGGCUAGGGAGCGGACCCCUCCCGCCCCAGGGAAAGGCAGGGGCGCUGCGCGCUGCGCCCCGGGGACCAUGCGGGGAGCAUCCGCCGGCGCCCCGCUCAACGCCUCGCUCCUGCCCCCGAACCGCUCGUCCUGCCCCGGGGGGCUGCUGUGCGCCAACGGCUCGGAGCCGCGGAGCCCCCCGCGCCUGGUGGACGCCUGGCUGGUGCCCCUCUUCUUCGCCGCGCUGAUGGUGGCGGGGCUGGCGGGCAACUCCCUGGUCAUCUACGUGAUCACCAAGCACAAGCAGAUGAGGACGGUCACCAACUUCUACAUCGCCAACCUUGCCACCACUGAUAUCAUCUUCCUGGUGUGCUGCGUGCCGUUCACUGCCAUGCUGUAUCCCCUUCCUGGCUGGAUCUUCGGGGAGUUCAUGUGCAAGUUUGUCAAUUACAUCCAACAGGUCUCUGCGCAGGCCACCUGCGUCACCCUGACGGCCAUGAGCGUGGACCGCUGGUACGUGACCGUGUUCCCGCUGCGCUCCCUGCGCCAGCGCACCCCCCGCGUCGCCGUCGCCAUCAGCCUGGGCAUCUGGGUCUGUUCUUUUAUCGUCUCCGCCCCGGUGCUGAUGUACAACAGGUUGACAGAGGGCUACUGGUUCGGGCCGCAGACCUAUUGCAGUGAGUCCUUCCCCUCCGCCUCCCACGAGAAGGCCUUCAUCCUUUACAACUUCCUGGCCGUCUACCUGCUGCCUCUACUGACCAUCUGCGUCUGCUACGUGGCCAUGCUCUACCAGAUGGGACAUCCCACCGUGGAGCCCAUCGAUAACAACUACCAGGUGCAGCAGCUGGCCGAGCGCUCCGAGGCGAUGCGGGCCAAGAUCUCCCGCAUGGUGGCCAUCAUCGUGGUACUCUUCACCAUCUGCUGGGGGCCCGUGCAAUUCCUCAUCCUCGUCCAGGCCUUCAGCCCCAGCUUCCAGCGCAACUACUACAUCUACAAGGUGAAGAUCUGGGCCCACUGCAUGUCCUACACCAACUCCUCCAUCAACCCCAUCGUCUACGCCUUCAUGGGCGUCAACUUCAGGAAAGCCUUCAAGAAGGUCUUUCCCUUCAUCUUCAAGCAAAAGGUGGGCUGCACCAAUGCAGGCAACGCCAACAUCAACACCGAGAUGCACUUUGUGUCCUCGGGCACAUAGGGGGGUGGACAUGCCCCUCCCUGUCCAGAACGUGAGACCAGAUGACCCUCUUUGCUGAUAAGAACAUGAAGCUCGUAGAGCCUUUCAUCCCAAAGUGCUUUACAAACCAUCUCACCCACCAUUGUAAUGCAACCACCUCUGGGGUGGAAGGCAGCAGCUGUUCAUAUAGCCCAGAGCAACACUGCCUGGCAGUUUAGGACAGGAAGUGAAGGAGGACACUCCGAAAGGGGAGGUAGGCAGGCAGUAUGUAAUUACCCCAAGGAGACCGGGGCUAAAUGGCUAAACCACUCCCACUAAAAAUGGCCUGGGACUUUUAACCCCCACAGAAACCGAACCUCUGCUUUUCCUUUGAAAGAUGUACGCCUGGGUGCAUUCUGCGCCAAAAAAUUAACAAUUCUCCGCACAAUAUCUUAAAAUUCUGCAAAACUCUGUAAGUUGUAUUUGUCAAUAAAUAAAUACAGACGCACCAGCAUGGCAGUGGGGCGCACAGGCCUCAGGCUGCACGAAGGUGGGAGAUCACCCUGCGGCCUCCCCACCCCACACCCCUGAGACACAGACUCAGCGGUGAGGCUGCACCUGACCCUGACACAGCA
Molecule: messenger RNA, 1856 nt
Organism: Mauremys mutica (yellowpond turtle)
Lineage: Eukaryota; Metazoa; Chordata; Testudines; Geoemydidae
Gene: KISS1R
Product: KISS1 receptor
Exons: 5
Coding region: 160-1263 (367 amino acids)
Biological process (GO): neuropeptide signaling pathway
Cellular component (GO): membrane
Molecular function (GO): G protein-coupled peptide receptor activity
Source: RefSeq, a predicted model, not a curated record